AGCGGCAGCACUGUUAACUACUCGGUACCUUCAACGUCAAAAUAAAAUACAUUCUGCAUCACUAACGUGGAUUUUGGCAAACAAAUCGAAAAACAAGCAUUGGUUUGUAAUAUUACAAAAAUGUGGCAGGCGCAGCAGAUAGCAGCAAUACAAAUAGCAAAUCAAAUGCUUUAUGCGAUGUCGGCACCAUCAAGCUACUCCUUGAGUCAACGGCCGCCACAUUUAGCACAACAUGCUAUGGAAGACAAUGCUGCAGACACGGACGACGAGGAUGAUGAACAGUUACGCACGCUUUUUGUUGGCAAUUUGGAUGAUCGAGUCACCGAAGAUCUACUUUAUGAGGUUUUCCUGCAAGCAGGGCCAGUCGAAGCGGUACGGAUACCAAAAGACAAUAGUGGCCGUCAACGUAGUUUUGGAUUCGUAGUUUAUUCACAUCGUUGUACUCCGUCUUAUGCUAUCAGGUUAUUUGCGGGGUUAGCGUUUUACAGGAAAAUGGUAACAAUUAAGCUUCAAGAAGAUCCGAAUGCAUCCAAUAAACGACGUUCACUGCCCACUGAUUGCGAGCGAUACACACCCCGCCCAGGUGAUAAUAAUAUGUUACGCAGUACGAGCUAUCCAAGUUUUUAUGAUCCAAGUUUAAACGAAAACAAUAACUCAACGCAAUUUUCAAACCCGUUUCGGACAAAUUCACCUGACUGGACAAAGGGUAACAGCGGUAGAGGUCGAGACAGAGGUGGCAGAGAACGCGAACGAGAAGUUGACAAUGACCGCGGGGCGAGACAUUCAAACUCGCACUCCCGUUCACAUCCCUACAAACGUGAUGAACGUCGGCAGCGCAGAUAACAGAAGGUAGCCGAUGGCGGCAAAGAAGUUGGUGCCAUUGGAAAAGAUGGAAAUUAAAGACAUACCACAAACAUUGUUAAUGAUAAUCACAGGUAGGGGCAGUAUACGUUGACAUACAUUGCUUGCUGAUAUACAUACAUACACAACUUCGAUCAACCAAAAUAAUUUGGAUCCUUGGCAUAAUUAUAAGUGACUUUUCAAAAGAUUAUUUAAGAAAUUUGGUAUAAUUUGAAAUUGAAUUGAUACAUGAUUAUAUAUUAACUUUUAUCUCUUGUAGUGUUUUAAUUAAAAAACAAAUAAAAUAAGAAAUUUAUCGCACAUCAACUUUAAUAAUGUAAUUAUAGUCAUUUAGUUCGUAAAACUAUUUAUAUGUAUAGGGUUACUAAAUAACUUUUAUACUUACCGCCCCGAACGACUAUAAGAAGUAAAAAGGUGAAUAUAAAAGAAAGAGCAUCAUUUAUAACAGUUCAUCUUUAUUAAAACAUAAAUUGUAUUUGCAUGCAUCCGUUAAAACGAUUAUCUUAUACAUUUUAAAUAUAUGUAAUCUAAAUUGCGA
This is a messenger RNA of Rhagoletis zephyria (snowberry fruit fly), 1399 nucleotides long. RefSeq names its product RNA-binding protein 7. Gene Ontology annotation, molecular function: single-stranded RNA binding. NCBI's taxonomy places the organism in Eukaryota, Metazoa, Arthropoda, Insecta, Diptera, Tephritidae. Gene Ontology annotation, cellular component: nucleus. Gene Ontology annotation, biological process: regulation of alternative mRNA splicing, via spliceosome. The record is from RefSeq and is a predicted model, not a curated record.